UGCUUGCGGCUUGGAAAUUUACACAGGGAUCACAUCUCUCUCUGUACACCACUUAAAUGUCGGCCAUACCCUUCAUCAUUUUACUAGAUCUCCCUUCUUCCCCUUUUUAAAACCUACUGAUCUCUUCGACUUCUUUUUAAUUCUCUCUCUCUCUUUUCACUAAUUGGUUUGAAAAUGCCGCUAAACUCGGCGGUGGUGUGCGCUUUUCUUUCCCUUCUCGCCAUUGCUGCGGCUGAAGAUCCCUACAGAUUCUUCUCCUGGAAUGUUACUUACGGAGACAUAUGGCCACUUGGUGUUCGCCAACAGGGUAUACUCAUCAAUGGUCAAUUUCCAGGCCCAGACAUCCACUCUGUUACCAAUGAUAAUCUCAUCAUCAACGUAUUUAACAGUCUCGACGAGCCUUUUCUCCUUUCCUGGAGUGGGAUUCAGAACAGAAGGAAUUCAUAUGAAGAUGGAGUGUACGGAACGACGUGUCCAAUUCCGCCGGGGAAGAACUUCACUUAUAUUCUCCAAGUGAAGGAUCAAAUAGGAAGUUUCUUCUACUUCCCGUCUCUUGCAUUCCACAAAGCUGCUGGUGGUUUUGGAGGGAUUAGGAUCCUGAGCAGACCGCGUAUCCCUGUUCCCUUUCCGGACCCAUCUGGCGACUGGACAGUUUUGAUUGGGGACUGGUACAAGUCCAAUCACACGGAUUUGAAGGCUCAUCUUGACAGUGGUAAGAAGCUGCCUUUCCCAGAUGCAAUCCUUAUCAACGGUCGCGGUAGUGGUGCUGCUUUCACUGUUGAACAAGGGAAAACUUACAGGUUUAGAGUAUCAAAUGUUGGGUUGCAAAACUCACUCAACUUCCGCAUUCAAAACCACAAACUGAAAUUGGUAGAAGUGGAGGGGACACACACACUCCAAACUACCUACUCUUCAUUUGAUCUUCAUGUUGGUCAAUCUGCCUCAUUUCUAUUAACAGCUGACCAGCCUGCACAAGACUACUAUAUUGUGGUCUCCAGUCGAUUUACCGACACAAUCCUCACAACUACAGGCACUCUUCAUUAUAGUAACUCUGCCGGCGCAGUCUCCGGUCCAAUCCCAGGUGGACCUACCAUUCAAAUUGAUUGGUCUCUGAACCAGGCCCGCUCUAUUAGGACCAACCUCACAGCUAGUGGACCAAGACCGAACCCCCAGGGUUCUUACCAUUAUGGUCUCAUAAACACAACCCGGACAAUCAAGUUGGCCAGCUCUGCUGGACAAAUCAAUGGCAAGCAAAGAUAUGCAAUUAACAGUGUGUCCUUUAUCCCAGCAGACACUCCGCUAAAACUUGCUGACUUCUUCCAGAUUAGUGGCGUUUACCGGGUUGGAAGCAUCUCUGACCACCCAACAGGCGGAGGAAUGUAUUUGGACACCUCAGUUAUGCAGGCUGACUAUAGAGCUUUUAUAGAAAUUGUUUUCCAGAACGACGAGGACAUCGUUCAAAGCUAUCACCUCGAUGGCUACUCCUUCUUCGUUGUCGGUAUGGAUGGUGGGCAAUGGACACCUGAUAGUAGGAACGGGUACAAUCUCCGCGAUGCAGUUUCGCGAUGCACGACUCAGGUAUAUCCCAAGUCAUGGACUGCUAUUUACGUGGCGCUGGAUAAUGUAGGAAUGUGGAACUUAAGGUCUGAGUUUUGGGCCAGACAAUACCUCGGACAACAAUUCUAUUUGCGUGUUUAUACAACAUCAACUUCUCUAAGGGAUGAGUACCCCAUUCCAAAGAAUGCUCUUCUAUGUGGUAGGGCAAGCGGGCGACGCACACGACCCCUGUGACCUAUAAUAGAUGUGUAAGAGGUCCCCCCUUUAAGCCUGGUUCGACGAAGAGAGGAGAAGAGAAGGGCAGUGGAGAAGAGGGUUUUUCUUUGGGGAUUCUAAUAUCAAAUUCCUAUACGUAUAUGAGGUGAAUGACCUCAGCUCGAGGUCACAUUCUUUUUCUCUGGAAGAUUGUAUUCUUAAUUAUUGGUAUUGUUUAAGUAAAACAUAGCCCUGUGAUAAUUAUCUCAAGUGAUGUUACUGGGAGGUUUGGUGGGCUCAUAAUCUUUUGAUCCCAUGAACGGUUUGAAGUUUCUACCAAGACCUUGCAUUUUCAACUUGUCGUGCAUUUGCAUUACAUGAAUAAUAGUCAAAUUUUGGUGAGGUUAAAAA
This is a messenger RNA of Carica papaya (papaya), 2163 nucleotides long. It is a transcript of the gene SKS5, whose product is annotated as SKU5 similar 5. The record is from RefSeq and is a predicted model, not a curated record. Gene Ontology annotation, molecular function: oxidoreductase activity; copper ion binding. NCBI's taxonomy places the organism in Eukaryota, Viridiplantae, Streptophyta, Magnoliopsida, Brassicales, Caricaceae.